UUGCUCCAAGUUCACUCAAGUUCGCUUUUUUAUUAAUUUUUAUCACCAAGGAGAGAGGAAAUUUUUUAAAAAAAUCAACUUUAGCCAAAGCAGAUCAAGGAAGUGUAGAACUUCAUCUAACAUUAGCUUAACGAUUGUGCUGUUUCUUUUUCUGUUGGAUGGGGUGAGAUUUUUCUCUGCGGUAGCAGCUUUGUCGCUUCGCUCUUGGUCAUGAUGAAGAUCUUGGACCUACAGAGAUCAGUCAUCGAAUGUUUCUCACCGCUUUCAGUCUUCCCCUUAGUCUCUAGUUAGAAGAACAUGAGUGCCAACAAAAUGGUGGGCACUGGUCUGGAGGAGAUCGGUGUGCCCGGGCAAGCAUACUUGCGGGAGGCUCUUACGAGUUGUACAGAUCCGCUCAAAGCUAUCGAAGAAUUUCAGCUUGAAAAUGGUAUUUUGCUGCCCUCUCUACGACAGAUGUUACCCUUAUUAGACUUACAUGGUGUUCGGAGAUUAGAUUUUCAUACAUCUGUUCUGGAGGAAUUAAGAGAUAAAUUAGUUAGUCACAUUAAUGAAGUGGGUCAAACUGAAGGCCGUGAAAGGGACAAGAAACUGAAAGAACUUCUCAUCAAAAGUUUUCCACUAGUUAAAGUAAAAGCCUUGCGCCCUGUUGUCAUGGCAAUUCUUAGAAAUACCAAUCACAUUGAUGAUAAAUAUCUACGAGUAUUGGUACGAGACAGAGAUUUAUACAAUGACACUGAUACAGAAGUCAAACGGCAAAUUUGGAAAGACAACCAAUCCUUAUUUGGUGAUGAAGUUUCACCUCUUCUUACUCGCUACAUCCGGGAGAAGGAAACUAUUCUGUUUGAUCAUACAAACUUAACUAAUCUGUUUUUUACGCCUUCACCAAAAGUGCGACGGCAGGGUGAAGUAGUUCAAAAAUUGGCUCAUAUGAUUGGCAGUAGUGUUAAACUGUAUGACAUGGUGUUACAGUUUCUGCGUACACUAUUUCUCCGCACACGGAAUGUGCACUACUGCACUUUGCGUGCUGAGUUACUCAUGGCUCUUCAUGAUCUUGAAGUUCAAGACAUAAUCUCAGUAGACCCUUGUCACAAAUUCACCUGGUGUCUUGACGCUUGCAUCAGAGAGAAGAAUGUAGACGUAAAGAGAUCCAGAGAACUUCAAGGGUUUUUGGACAGUGUCAAGCGUGGACAGGAGCAAGUGCUUGGUGACUUAUCCAUGACUCUGUGUGAUCCAUAUGCAAUUAAUUUCCUUGCAACAUCUGUCAUUAAAAUUCUACAUCACCUUAUCAAUAACGAAAGUCUUCCUAGAGAUAACACUGUGUUGAUUCUUCUGCUUCGAAUGCUUGCCUUAGGUCUCAGUGCUUGGGUCAUGAUUGAUUCUCAGGAAUUCAAAGAGCCAAAAUUAGACAAUCAAGUCGUUACAAAAUUUUUACCUGCCUUGAUGAGUCUCAUAGUUGAUGAUCAAGUUCGUGGUCUCAAUAGUAAAUUACCACCAGAUGAGCGAGAUGCAGCCAUCACUAUUAUUGAACACUCAGGACCUCCUCCGGACGCGUGUUUGAAUUUUGUUCAAGAAAAUAGUGUAGCCAGUAUCAUAGCUAUGUAUUACACACUCCAUGUAGCAAAACUGAAGGACAAAGUAGGCCUCUUGCGUGUAUUAGGUAUCCUAGCGCACUGUGAGAAUGAUCGUGCAUUUGAAGACCCAUUCCUACAUUUUCUAGUUUCACUCCUUAUCCAACAAGCAGACGAGUUUGCGCAUGAAGACUUUUGUACUGUGAUUUUUGAUGAGUUCUUUUUCACUGGACUUGGGCGGGACAAUGUACUUCGACAUAUGUUAAAACUCCUCUGGUACAUCUAUUCCAAACUGCCACCUAAUCGACUUAGCACCCUUAUGAAAAUUUUAGAGCCCAAUUCUCAGCAAAACGAAUCUGUAGACAGUUUAUAUGAAAUGUUAGUGGAGAAAAUUAAUGGGAAUCAGGAACCUACAUCUCAAGAGGCGACUCCACGAAAUUUAGACUAUCUUGAAUCCCCUUUAAUGAGUGUGCCAACUCCAAAGCCUUUAUAGUCCUUUAGCUUAGUUUCUGCUCCUUAACUUUUGUUGAACAUAGAAUAGUCAUGCAAGUUAUUUUCUUAAACAAAAUUGUUUGUUAAAGGUAGAAUUUCUUGGUAAUGUAAAAAUUCAUCUGCCAGUGCUUAAAUGAUUGAAAGUCAUGGAUCUUCUCUAGGAGAUAUUGAACAGAUUUUUACAUUGCUGAAGUGCUUAUUGUGAUUUGGCGAGGAGUCUAAGUAAGCAGGUACUGAGAACAUGAAAAUACCAGCUCUUGACAGCUGUGGUGCAAUGAGCCACAGAUCUUGGUGCCACGCUCAGAUCUCGCCCAAAAUCUGGGCUUAAUUUUUGGACCUCACAGUUGUUGGUCUUAAAAAUGAACCUAAAAAAUCCAGUGACAAGUAAUUACCGUGCUUAUAAGAAGGAUUUUAAGUCAAUCGACCAAAGAUUUUUGAAGUACAUGUUUGGUGAUAAACUUCGCACCAAGCAAGCAAGUCCUUAUCAAGACUGUGGAGAAUACUAAGUUUACGAGGCACAUAGUCUAAGAGGUAGCCAAUUUGGCUGAUUAAUGUAUUGUAGCUAUCAAGAAAUAUUUACAUCCAGUUGUUAGAUUGAAUGUAAGAUGGUAGUAAGAGCCUCAGCUUCCAUUUUUCAUCGUAUUAAUAAAAAAGAAUGUUUCAAUAUUUUCAUUUUCAUUGUUAUUAAUUGGGUCAUAAGAAAAAAUAAUCUGUGUAAAUUAGGACGAUAAACAUGAUUUGUCAUGCUGUCAGGUACUGUUUCACGCAAGGUGAAUAUCAAACAAUAUGAUAAAUCCAUCGAUCCACUGGUCUUUACCCCCUUCAAAAACAUCUCGAAAACCUUUUUUCUAGAUAGAAUUCAAGAACAGUUACAUGAUUUUUAUUGCAUUCCAUUAGGGAGAAGAAUGUAGUUCAGCGAUACUGCAGGUUCUGACACCUGCAUCUAUUCAAUACUCUGUUCCAUUGUCAUUUUGGCAAGAAAGGAUCUCUGUUGCCAAUGUGCUACACAGUAACGGUCCCCAAUUUUUUCUCCUAGUCAGUUUAAUUUUGUUUGAGAGGAAUAGAACUUUAUGAUUUUAGUUAGCACAUGAUAGGCAUCAUUUUCGUUACAGGAGCAGCAUCUUAAGUCAACUUUUUUUUUAGUGUAAGAACAACUACAUAGUGUUAAGAUUUUCUUUUUACCAAUUUUGUACCUUUAAACAUCUAAUUUUUUUUGGCAUUUUUUUUUUUUUACGAAUUUGCUCCUUUAAGUAUAGUUAAAAGAGGUUUCAAAAUGGUUGAUGUUAAUGUUUUCAAAACCUUUUUUUCCCCCUUAACUUUUUGAUCUUAAAAACCUUUUUGACUUUCUUAAAUGAAGAAAAUUUCUGAUUCAGAUACUCAAAUUUUUAUUACUUUUAAAACAAUGCCAAAGCUGAUUGUCAAUUUGAAUAAAGUAGGUUUAGAGUAAACGAAAAAAAAAAAGGCUGGAACACCUUGAGCAAAAAUGGUAUCGUCUUUGCAUUGGUAAUUAUUCUGUUUGAGUAUGAAAAUAUCAAUGUAUUUUUAGCAGAAUUUGUAUAACUUGCAGGACUAGAAUUGACUGCAAAUUGUGUAAACUUUUUUAUUCAAUGAAGAAUAGAUCUCGUCUAGAUGAUAUUCUUUUCAUGAUGUCAAUCAAGUCUCAACCUACAAAAUAUAAUUUUUUUUUUGUUGCAAAUUGCUUUUCUCUCUUUCUCUGACGUUCAUUAGUUGUUAAAUAUACUUAAUUUACCUAUCCGUGGAGUAAUGUAAAAUUAGAUAGGUUCAAUCAAAGUUUCAUUUGUAAAGUAUUUUAUUACCUACUGUAUUAUUUUGUGUAAAUAAAAGUGCAAUCACCAAUCAGA
Molecule: messenger RNA, 3922 nt
Organism: Bemisia tabaci
Lineage: Eukaryota; Metazoa; Arthropoda; Insecta; Hemiptera; Aleyrodidae
Gene: NELF-B
Product: negative elongation factor B
Biological process (GO): negative regulation of transcription elongation by RNA polymerase II
Cellular component (GO): NELF complex; nucleus
Source: RefSeq, a predicted model, not a curated record